This is a messenger RNA of Theobroma cacao (cacao), 3333 nucleotides long. RefSeq names its product putative receptor-like protein kinase At4g39110. Gene Ontology annotation, molecular function: protein kinase activity; ATP binding. Lineage: Eukaryota; Viridiplantae; Streptophyta; Magnoliopsida; Malvales; Malvaceae. Gene Ontology annotation, biological process: protein phosphorylation. The record is from RefSeq and is a predicted model, not a curated record.
AUUACUGUUUGAGGGAAUACAUCAUGUGAGCAGGUUGACAGUCCUGCAAAGCCAAGGGUGGCUAAAAAUGGGUCUAUUUAUUACAAGCAUUUCUAAGAAGCCAGAGUUCAUCAGAGCAGAGCUUGGCUUCAGAAGCUCUCUCUGCCUCAAGCCUUGAAGGGAAAGAGGGAGAGAAAGAGAGGAAUUGUUGUUGACAUUGACCAUGUCUAAAGCUUGUAAACCUUUGUUUUGUUGGCAGUGGCUAAAAAUGGAGCCAGGAGCAACAAAUGCUCAACAACAGAAAAAAUCUUUCUCCACAAACAUUGCCUCAUAAUUUGGCAAGGCGAAGUCCAUCUCUGCUGUCAAUUCCUUUUCCUCCACUGAUAUUCGAGGAAACAAAGUAACGAACUCCGGUUUCCAGAUAUAACAGCAUUACCCUUAUUUUUCAAAGAUCCUUUGUUGGUUCAUUUUUCUGAACAUCCCUCUCAUCCAGGAGGGAUGGAGAUAGAAAAGAAACCAAAAACAUAUCAAACCAAUCUUUUUCUAUCUUCCCUUUUGUCAUCGUCGCCAUCAUUGUCAUCGUCGCCAUCGAUGGCUAUCCUCCUGGUGCUCCUCUACACCUUCAUCUCUUGCCCCACCAUUUUUGCCUUGUCCAGCUCCGGUCCCUUCACUCCCCAAGAUAACAUCCUCAUUGAUUGUGGUACCAACUCUCCAGCCACACUCCCUGAUGGAAGAGUCUUCAAAACUGACCAACAAGCCUCUCAGUUCUUGAAAACCAAGGAAGGUGUUCAAGUAUCUGUUCCCUCUGCUGAUGUUCCUUCACCUUUAUAUCUAACCGUGAGGGUUUUUGUUCAAGAAGCCACCUAUACAUUCCAGUUAUCACGACCUGGUUUUCAUUGGGUGCGUCUCCAUUUCUUUCCAAUAAAAGCUAGCCAGUUUGAUCUUCAACAAUCAACAUUCUCUGUCUCCGCAGAUAAGUAUGUUCUCCUUCACAACUUCAAGGUUGACAAUAACACUACACGCAUCCUCAAGGAGUACCUUCUUAACAUGAAUGAUCCUACAUUAACCCUCAAGUUUACUCCUAUGAAGAAUUCAGUGGCUUUCAUAAAUGCCAUUGAGGUUGUUUCAGCCCCGGAUAGCUUGAUUGCCGAUGAAGGCACUUCCCUUUUCCCCGUUAACAACUUCGCUGGUUUGUCCAAGUACAGUUACCAAGUCGUGUACAGGCUUAACAUGGGAGGACCUCUGAUCACCUCGCAGAAUGACACGCUAGGUCGGACUUGGACACCUGACACCGAUUAUCUCCAAGACAAAAAAUUUGCUAAGAACGCCUCUGCUGCCACAACUACUAUCAAAUACCCUGGGACUUUGACACCACUCAUUGCACCAGCAACAGUUUAUUCAUCUCUUAUUCAGAUGGCUGAUGCAAAAACAGUGAGACCAAACUUCAAUGUCACAUGGCAGUUAGAAGUGGAUACAGCAUUUGAUUACAUGAUUCGGAUGCAUUUUUGUGACAUUGUUAGCAAGGCACUCAAUGACCUCUAUUUCAAUGUAUACAUUAAUGGUAAAAUGGCCAUUUCUGGAUUGGACUUGUCCAGCCUAACUGGUGGGUUGGCUGUUCCAUACUACAAAGAUAUUGUGGUGAAUGCUUCCCUCUUCACCAAUGGACUAACAGUUCAGAUUGGUCCAUUGAAUCAGGAUACGGGUUUGACUAAUGCAAUUCUUAAUGGCUUGGAGGUCUUGAAAAUAAGCAACUCAGUUGAUAGUUUGGAUGGGGAAUUUGGUGUUGACGGAAGGACGGGCAUUGGCAAUAAGGGCACAGUGGCUGCAGUCGGGUUUGCCAUGAUGUUUGGUGCCUUUGUGGGUCUUGGUGCAAUGGUUAUUAAAUGGAAGAGGAGACCCCAAGAUUGGCAAAAGAGGAAUAGCUUUUCUUCAUGGCUCCUCCCACUCCAUGCUGGAGACACUAGCUUCUUGAGCAAGACCUCUGUUGGUUCUCACAAAAGCAACUUUUACUCAUCAACCCUGGGCUUAGGCCGUUAUUUCUCUCUGUCAGAGUUGCAAGAAGCAACCAAGAACUUCGAUUCAAGUGCUAUAAUUGGUGUUGGUGGAUUUGGCAAUGUCUAUCUGGGUGUGAUUGACGAUGGGAGCAAAGUUGCUGUCAAGAGAGGGAACCCACAAUCUGAACAAGGUAUCACAGAGUUCCAGACAGAAAUCCAGAUGUUGUCAAAGCUAAGGCAUAGGCACUUGGUGUCACUGAUUGGUUACUGUGAUGAGAACAAUGAAAUGAUCCUGGUCUAUGAGUACAUGUCCAAUGGACCUUUCAGGGAUCACCUAUAUGGAAAAGAGUUGCCACCAAUAUCAUGGAAGCAGAGGCUGGAGAUUUGUAUUGGAGCUGCUCGUGGACUUCACUACCUUCACACCGGUACUGCACAAGGGAUUAUUCAUCGUGAUGUAAAGACCACCAAUAUUUUGCUUGAUGAUGCCUUUGUUGCCAAGGUUGCUGAUUUUGGGCUGUCAAAAGACACUCCCAUGGGACAGAAUCAUGUUAGUACUGCAGUGAAAGGCAGCUUUGGGUACUUGGACCCUGAGUACUUCAGGAGGCAGCAAUUGACAGAAAAAUCAGAUGUGUACUCAUUUGGGGUGGUUCUGCUUGAAACCUUGUGUGCAAGGCCUGCCAUUAACCCACAAUUGCCAAGAGAGCAGGUUAACUUAGCUGAAUGGGCAAUGCAGUGGAAGAGGAAGGGCUUACUUGAAAAGAUCAUUGAUCCCCAUCUUGUCGGUGCCAUCAGUCCUGAAUCAAUGAAGAAGUUUGCUGAGGCUGCGGAGAAGUGCUUGGCAGAAUAUGGUGUGGACAGGCCUACAAUGGGAGAUGUUUUGUGGAACUUGGAGUAUGCCUUGCAGCUGCAAGAAGCAUUCACAGAAGGAAAAUCAGAGGAUGAGACCAAGUCAUCAACCACUGCCGCUGCCUCCCCUUCCAUUGUGGUUCCAUCCAGCAGUUCUCCAUCUGAAAACAACCGCCCAGUCUCUCAUCCAGAGGACAACAAGGGUCCAGCUAAAGUUCAGGCCAUGGAUGACCACUCAGGAACUGCAAUGUUUGCACAAUUUCAAGGGCUAAAUGGUAGGUAAAAACUGGGACAUAACUACCAUUUCAAGAAGCCUUGGGGCAGGCGUUUCUUUUCUGCCAUAAAAAAAAAAAGUGCAAAUGCUAUAUGUAACGAUUAUUUCAUCUAAGCUCUCUCUGGCUCACCUCUCUUUCAUUCAUUCUUGUGUGGGGAGUACUCAAUUUCGUAGACAAAGAGACUUCUACCAAAAAAAAAUACAGUAUCAUGAUUAUUGUACUGGUGUCAGAUUCAAACA